Penicillium soppii is the source of this 2487-nucleotide messenger RNA. It is a transcript of the gene vp16, whose product is annotated as tethering complex subunit VPS16. NCBI's taxonomy places the organism in Eukaryota, Fungi, Ascomycota, Eurotiomycetes, Eurotiales, Aspergillaceae. The transcript is spliced from 7 exons. The record is from RefSeq and is a predicted model, not a curated record. Bases 1 to 2487 code for a protein of 828 amino acids. Gene Ontology annotation, biological process: vacuole fusion, non-autophagic; intracellular protein transport; endosomal transport. Gene Ontology annotation, molecular function: actin binding. Gene Ontology annotation, cellular component: cytoplasm; HOPS complex; endosome.
AUGGCGCCAAACCCACUUGCCAAUUGGGAGAAGAUUGGAGACAGUUUCUAUCGAAAGAUCACCGUCUAUGAUGCUAUAUUUGAGGACGAGAUUGAGUUAGAGAACUACCUUGUCGCGGGGGCCCCCUACGGAGGAGCUAUUGCACUUUACCGCGAUGAAAGCAAGCCGUUGAGGUUACGAGAUGGACAGGGUUCUCGGUCAACGAUUGACAUUUACUCUUGCUCUGGACAGCGUAUCAAUCGCAUAAAUUGGGAGCAAGCAACUAUCCGAGGACUGGGUUGGUCUGACAAGGAAGAGCUUCUGGUCGUUUCUGAAGAUGGCACCGUGCGACGUUAUUUCGGAUUAGAUGGCGAGUUCACCUCUUUCUCCCUCGGCAACGGUGCCGAAGAGUAUGGCGUGAGGGCCUGCCAGUUUUGGUCAUCGGGUCUGGUAGCAUUGCUUUCCAAUAAUCAACUAAUUGCUGUAUCCAAAUAUGAUGAGCCGCGCCCGCGGCUCUUGGCACCCUGUCCAGAAGGCGAGGUCUCCUCAUGGGCACUAAUACCUCCAGCUCACACUUUGUCGCGUUCUGUCGAAGUCCUUUUAGCUGUGGACAAAACCGUUUUCUUGGUCGAUUCGACAGAAGCAGAGGACAAAAUCCUGCAAGACGGACCAUUCAAACAUAUCAGUGUCUCCCCCAAUGGGCGGUCUGUCGCGCUAUUCACCGCAGAAGGCAAAUUGUGGAUGGUCAGCAAUGACUUCCAAACCAAAUCUGGUGAAUAUGAUUCUAAUUCCCGAGUACCCCCGAGUACGGUGAAUUGGUGCGGCGAGGAUGCCGUUAUUGUUGCGUGGGAGGAUGAAGUACAUCUUGUAGGACUUAAUGGGGCCGCAUCGAAGUACUACUAUGAUGACCGCGUUCACGUCAUACCCGAAUUUGAUGGCGUCCGCCUCAUCACCAAUGACACUUGCGAAUUCUUGCACAAGGUUGCAGGUGUUACGGAGGAAAUUUUUCGCCUUGGUUCAUCUUCUCCAGCUUCGGUACUGCUGGAUUCGGUGGAUCAAUUGGAAAAGAAAUCGCCCAAGGCCGACGAGAACAUUCAAAGAAUCCGAUCAAGUCUACCUUCGGCAGUUGACACUUGCAUAAAGGCAGCGGGUCAUGAGUUCGACGGUUAUUGGCAAAAGCGGCUUUUGAAAGCUGCCUCGUUUGGCAAAUCUGUCCUUGAUCUCUACAACAGCGACGAGUUUGUUGAGAUGACCGAAAAGCUCCGCGUUCUCAAAGCGUUGAGAGAUUAUAAGAUUGGCUUGCCCAUAUCCUACGAACAAUACCUACGCCUCACACCAGAUGGACUUAUUGAACGCCUGAUAAGUCGACAUGAGUAUCUGCUUGCGAUUCGGGUCUCGGAAUGUCUUCAAAUUCCAGCUGACAGAAUCUAUGUGCAUUGGGCGAGCCAGAAAGUAAAAGUUUCGACCGUUGAUGAUGAGGCAGUGUGCAAGCUCAUUGUUCAAAGGCUUGAAGGAAAACCAGGGAUCUCUUUUGAAGUCAUCGCUCAAGCUGCUUAUGAUGAGGGUCGAUCUCGCCUGGCUACCCAGUUGCUGAAUCAUGAACCACGCGGUGGCAAACAAGUCCCUCUGCUCUUGAACAUGGAAGAAGAUGAGCUUGCUCUUGACAAAGCUAUUGAGAGUGGCGAUGAUGACCUCGUGAACUAUGUACUUUUGCAUCUUAAAAGCAAGCUUCCUCUAGCAAGCUUCUUCCGAAUGAUCAACACCCGCCCAAUGGCUUCUGCACUCGUUGAGACUGCUGCACGAGGUGACGACACAGAGCUACUUAAGGAUCUUUUCUACCAAGAUGAUCGGCCUAUUGAUGGUGCCAAUGUGCUACUGUCGGAGGCAUUGCGCGAAAACGAUGUGACACGUCAGACGGAAAAGCUUCACUUGGCAUCUCGACUCUUGUCAGACUCUAAGGAACCUACCGUGGUACUCAACCAGAAAUUAGUAUCCGAAGCUUCUCAACUCCUGAAGGCCCAAGAGGCAUUGGACAAAGAGUUAGCAGACAAUAGCGAGUAUCUUGGUCUAAGUCUCAACGAGACUGUUUACGGACUUGUUCGAGGUGGCUACAGCAAAAGAGCACAAAAGAUUCAGAGUGAAUUCAAAAUGCCCGAAAAAACAUUUUGGUGGUUAAGAUUGAGAGCCUUGGUGGCUAAACGUGACUGGGGCGAACUGGAAGAACUCGCUAAAAUCAAGAAAUCCCCUAUUGGAUGGGAGCCUUUCUACAACGAGAUUUUAGGUGCUGGGAACACAAAACUUGCUUCAGGGUUCGUACCGAAGUGCACCCACCUGACCCCUGCCGAGAGAAUCGAAAUGUGGGUGAAAUGCGGAAUGAUUGUGAAGGCAGGAGAAGAGGCGCAGAAGACUAAGGACCUCAACACUCUGGAACUCCUCCGAACGAAGGCAUCUGGCCCCGCAGCCACCGAGAUCGAGCGUAUGAUCAACCAGCUUAGGCCGAGAAAAUAA